GGGGCCCCCGAGGCCUGAUGCUCGAUAUUUAAGGAGGACCUGAACUUUGAGCUGGAGCUGUGUCUGAAGCUCUUGACUCGCAGGAUGAACGCCCUUCGAACUCUGUUUCUCUUGGUCGCCGGCCUCUCUGUGGCUUGCUGUGGUCCAAGGGCACUAAUCCACCCCAGGGCGCUGAACCAGUUCAGGAAAGAAAUCCAGUGCCUGAUGUCCGACAGCUCGCCGGUUUUAGACUACUAUGACUACGGCUGCUACUGUGGAUAUGGCGGCUCUGGCACGCCUGUGGACGAGCUGGACAGGUGCUGCGAGGUGCAUGACCAGUGUUACGGUGACGCCAUGAAGCACGACGCAUGCUGGCCCAUCUUCGACAACCCUUACACCGAGAUCUACAACUACAGAUGUGCCAAACAAAGCAAGAUGAUCACCUGUGGCGACAACAACAGCGAAUGUGAGCAGUUCAUCUGCGAGUGUGACAGGAAGGCCGCUGAGUGUUUCGCCAGAUCGCCUUAUAACCCCGAGAACAAGCGACUGCCCAGUGAGCGAUGUCAGUAGAAGACCUCUCCAGUUAAUGGAAGGCAGGAUCCACUCCCACACACGACACACCCAUCACUGAGCUCUCAGGAGCGGCAGCAGCUUGUUUCGUCCGCUCAUUGAAAUACUCACACUGACUUUGUACUGCAUCUCUAUUGUUAGCUGUGGAUUUGUAUCCUGACCAGAAACACCAGUAGAUCUGCAUCUCUCAUUAACUGAUGCUCGGUUAUUCACUGGUAUAAUCCUAACUCAAGUUUCCAAUAGAGGGCGCUUUCAUAUAGCUCUUUCUUCCCUUGCUUGCAGAAAGUACUUGAAUAUUGGCAAUUUAUCAAAUUAAACAAAUGCUUGCAGUACUCAAUAAAGUGGAUUAAAAAAAUGA
Messenger RNA from Pleuronectes platessa (European plaice), 907 nucleotides. RefSeq names its product phospholipase A2. The transcript has 4 exons. Gene Ontology annotation, molecular function: calcium ion binding; phospholipid binding. The record is from RefSeq and is a predicted model, not a curated record. The coding region runs from base 85 to 549 and encodes 154 amino acids. Lineage: Eukaryota; Metazoa; Chordata; Actinopteri; Pleuronectiformes; Pleuronectidae. Gene Ontology annotation, biological process: arachidonate secretion; lipid catabolic process; phospholipid metabolic process.